AUGCCCUCGGCCGCCGGGCAGAGGGAGCUUGUAACUUUCUUCCGCCAGAGUACAUGUACAGAGUACUAUAUUAAGUACAUCAAAAUGGUCGAUUUCAUCGGCGCCUCAGCUGUCAUCUCUCGGCUCCAGCUUGAGGUCAGCAGCACCUUCAGUCCGCUUCAGUUUCCAUCAGCCCAGCCACCCAGCACCUCUCAGCAUCAAACAGAAUUCCAUCAAAGAACCUAUCAAAAUCAGAUCAUCAAUUCCACUCCAUUAAUCCAUCAGCAGCAGCCUCAAUCUCGAUCAGAAUUCCAUCAAAGAAUCCAUCAGCGUUUAGCCCUCGUCCACCGCCUCACUGACCCCCCCCCCCCCCUCCCCGCAGUGGACGUGUGGGACGGCCAGGACGAGCCGGUCGUCUACCACGGCAACACCCUCACCAGCAAGGUGCCCUUCCGGGACGUGGUCGACGCCAUCGCCAGCUACUCCUUCGACUUCUCCGUGUACCCGGUCAUCGUCCACCUGGAGAACCACUGCAGCAUCAAGCAGCAGCAGAUCAUGGCGUCGCUCCUGAAGACGCUGCUGGGCUCCUACCUGUACAUCCACCCGCGGGACUCGCCGAAGGCCGUCACGGAUCUCAGCCCCGAGGAACUCAAGUACAAGGUCAUACUUAAGGGCAAGAAGCUCCCCGACGAGGACGCGCAGGAGGGCGAGGUGUCCGACGAGGACGAGGGCGGCGAGACCAAGCGCAACAACAACCCGCGCAAGAUCCGCCUCUGCCGCGAGCUGUCCUCCCUCAUCUCCCUCUCCAGGAUCCGCUUCACCGACGUCGCCUCCGCCAGGACCAGACAAAACCACGGGGAGAUGAGCAGCCUGAGCGAGUCCUGCGCCGCCAAGCUGGCCCACACGUGUCCGGAAGAAUUGGUCAACCACAAUAAGACCUUCCUUACGAGAGUCUACCCCAAUUCGUCCCGCGUCGACUCCUCCAACUACAACCCGCAGGACUUCUGGAAUUCGGGCUGCCAGUUAGUGGCGCUCAACUUCCAGACUCCGGGCCAGAUGAUGGACGUCUACGAAGGAAAGUUCCGCGCCAACGGCGGCUGCGGCUACCUCAUCAAGCCCGCCGUCAUGAGGGAGCACAUCUCCGUGUUCUCGGCCAACUCCAGGGAGACCAUUCCGGGGGUCGCGCCGCAGCUCCUCAAGAUCAAGAUCAUCAGCGGCCAGUGUCUGCCGAAGCCCCGAGGCUCCACGGCGACGAAGGCCAGUUUCAUCGACCCUUACGUCGUCAUCCAGGUGUUCGGCAUUCCGGCAGACUGCACAGAGGCCAAGACCCGCACCGUGAGCAACGACAGCAGCUUCCCGGUCUUCGACGAGAGCUUCGAGUUCCUGAUCAACCUCCCCGAGCUGGCCAUCGUCCGCUUCGUGGUCCUGGACGACGAGUUCAUCGGGGACGACUUCGUGGGCCAGUGCACCGUGCCCUUCGACUGCAUCCAGACGGGCUACCGCCACGUCCGGCUGCUGUCGAGUAUGGGCGAGCCGAUGGACAACGCCUCGCUGUUCGUGCACGUGUCCAUCUCCAACCGGCGGGGCGGCGGGAAGCCGCAGCGGGUGAAGGGCCGCAGGGCGGACAAGGUCCAGGCGGACAUCAAGCCUGUGGGCGUCAGAGCAGCUGACGACAUCUUCAAGGAGGCGCUGGCCUCGCUCACCGAAGCGGAGUUCGAGGAGAGCAAGGUGGAGCGGGCGUGGACCGACCUGCAGGACGAGUGCGGCCUCGAGCACACGGCCAACAUGAAGCAGUGUCUCAAGGUGACGAUCUCGCGCUACAUGGCCCACCCGGACACCAACCAGCUCAGCAUACGAGAGGAGAACGGGAUUCCAUUUCUAAGGAGUUCUUGCCCGGGUCCUCUUCCCUCACAUUUACAUAAGUUAGAAGUCGCCUUAGAAAAGGUCCUCCUGGAGAUCCACCACUUCCUGAGCCACGGCGACGCGCUGUGCACCUCGCUGGAGUCGCAGCUGAAGCCCGCCCUCGGGAUGUACGACAACCUUGAGAACCUGCUUUCGUCGCACGGCAUCAAGGGCAAGAAGGCCAACAAGGCGACGGAGAACUUCGCCUGGAACGUCAGGAUUAUCCGCGGCCAGCUGGAUCGGCUGGCGGCGCUGAAGAAGAAAAGCAAGAUGGCCUUGGAACAGGUGGAGUCGACCAAGGCGACGCUGGACAGCCUGAACACCCGCGAGCGGUCGCCCUCGGUGCGCGAGCGACCGCGCCUCACGCUGGCCAACCGCCACAACACGACGGAGAACUUGACCACCUACGGCAGCCUCGGCCGGUCCCCGACCACGCCCAGCAGCGAAUGCAAGCCCAAGAGCAUCCUCAAGAAGAGCAACUCCAACCUGGAGUCGAGCAGUAUCGGGUACGUGAACGAGGACUACCUCAUGACGCCGAGUAGUUCCUCGACUGUGGUAGGGGAGGACGAGGACGCGGCCAACCUCCUGAAGCCUCCGCUGCUGCAUUCCUUCAGCUAUACACCUGGCUUCAGCUAUGAGCAAAACACAGCGCUGUAGCUUAGUAAUUAGUGUUACUGUUAUUUUUCUCCCUUCGUAAGGCAUUUGUAAUGAUUAGUGUAUGCAAAUUAUAUUGCGUAUUGUAAAUAUGUUGACGCUGUGUAAAGAACCAGAUUUUCGAGCCUGUGUAUUUAUUUUUUUGUAUUUUGAUACAAGUUUUGUGUUUGUUUAUUUCGCUACUGUUUUACUUUGUACCGUUGCUGCUGUGAGGUACAUUAUUUACCCAUAUUGCAUAUGCUGCACAUGUAGUGUGUAAAGGGUUAUGCGUGAAUCAAUGUGCAUACGAGGCUAUACACAGAACUGUACUUGAAUAGAGAUGUUCAUGUUGACAAGAUUAUCAGAUUCAUAAAUGCAUAGAGUUUUUUUUAAACCAUAUGUAUGUUGAUAUAUAUUCAUAGUUAUCAUUUUUAUAUCCAUGCAUACAUUCAUUAAUUCAUUCAUUCAUUCAUUCAUUCAU
This is a messenger RNA of Penaeus chinensis, 2995 nucleotides long. Its product is annotated as inactive phospholipase C-like protein 1. The transcript is spliced from 15 exons. Gene Ontology annotation, biological process: lipid metabolic process; intracellular signal transduction. Bases 1 to 2538 code for a protein of 845 amino acids. Lineage: Eukaryota; Metazoa; Arthropoda; Malacostraca; Decapoda; Penaeidae. Gene Ontology annotation, molecular function: phosphatidylinositol-4,5-bisphosphate phospholipase C activity. The record is from RefSeq and is a predicted model, not a curated record.